Aspergillus versicolor CBS 583.65 is the source of this 1095-nucleotide messenger RNA. RefSeq lists its product as uncharacterized. The transcript is spliced from 3 exons. The record is from RefSeq and is a predicted model, not a curated record. NCBI's taxonomy places the organism in Eukaryota, Fungi, Ascomycota, Eurotiomycetes, Eurotiales, Aspergillaceae. Bases 404 to 1054 code for a protein of 216 amino acids.
CCAGUGACCAUUAUCAUCUACUACUCCACGAAAGAAGACAUCUAGAAAAAACGCCCUUCUCUAAAUCCGAACUGAGAAAGUGAUCUCCAUCGACGACAACAAGAACAACCUCACUCUCCCACUCCGCAGACCUUGAAACUACACCCACAAAAGUGGACCUGCCUCCAAAAAGAGCCCAACCUUGGACGUUGUUUUCCAAUUGUUAAAUUGCUUUUAAAAAAUCUCUCAAACAAAGCCUCACCUCCCCAGGCGAACAAAAUCCGAAAGUUUAGUCCAAUUUUUUGCAAGAUCCGUUCACAGACCGUGGCCUCGACAGACUCUAACUAGGUGGAAUCCGUGACCUUCUUGUGUGAGACUUCUUGCUUUGAACCUAUCGUUGACACCUCUUCUCCACCUAAUCAUCAUGGCCUACCGCUCUCAAAACCCUCAAUUCUCUUCUUUCAACCCCUCCGCUCGCAAGCAAAACGCUGGCGGAGAAGGGCCAAAUGCCCCUCGCCAGGGCAACGGCCAAACCCAUGGCACUGGGAACGCAAACCGCAGACAGGGUCCGGACCCUCGCUGCAACCAAGGAAACGUCAAGUGGAACGCCUCUGCUGGCCCGAGACAAACACCCACUUGGAGGGGAGCUCGUGGCCAGUACGCCUACCCUCCUCCAGAGUAUAGCUCCAAAGGCUCCCUAAUUCCUAAUUCUGGCCCUGGCCAAGGCCCAAAAAACCACUACCCUAAAAACACAAACAACCGCUAUAAAAAGGGCGUAAGCCCUCGAAACAACCCUAUCCCCGCCGCCCCCCGGGGUCUUGACUUUGACAACGAUUCCACCAUGACUGGAAUGCCAUUCAUCUACACCAAGAAGCAGUGGCGGCGUAUCCAAUAUAUGCGCCAUCUGCGUGACACCCACCAAUAUCGAAAACUCCACUACGAACUCGGGCAUACCGAUUCAGAUGUCUCGGCCAUGGACAUGGAUGCUCCCUCCUCCCCAGAUGCUCCUGUCUUCGAGGCCCCUCGUCAACCCUAUUCUGAUAUUGAUAUGCUCGAUGUUCCCGACAACUUCUAAACUCCUCCACGAUCCUCCACCACGAGAAGGUAUGAUCCCAC